Molecule: messenger RNA, 4144 nt
Organism: Anopheles bellator
Lineage: Eukaryota; Metazoa; Arthropoda; Insecta; Diptera; Culicidae
Product: microtubule-associated protein futsch-like
Exons: 7
Coding region: 407-3121 (904 amino acids)
Source: RefSeq, a predicted model, not a curated record
GUUCGUGCUGUACGGAAGCGUUGAAUUCCCCGAUAUUCAGAAACAGAAGUUUCCCUGUGGAGCAACCAGCUGUGAAGCGUGCUUGUGUUCUAAAGUGUCCCUGUCCGCUCGCUGCCUGCUGCAGAGUGUGAUUGUUGCCACUUUCUUGCAGUGAAGUGAGAACAGUGAGAAGAUUAAGAUAUUGAGCCGCGUGGAGCAGCGACUGGUGUGGUGUUCUACAACCUCACAACGGAGAAUUUCCUGUAAUUGUGGCCUUCGCGCACAAAGGAGAAGGCGCUCGAUUGCAGCAAAAGAAAUCAAGCCCAAUUUUUUUGGUCCUUGUCGUUGGUCCCACCGACCUGCUGAUAAGCCCUAGUGUGUGUGGAGUCGUGAACUAACAACUCGUAUCGAUCAGUAAACUACCGCCAUGGGUAAGGCACAGAGUAAGCGUUCCGUCGACAUAACUACAGACCCGGCCAAGGAUGGCGUAGUGACGGAGGGUGCCGGAAAACUGGAGAAGAUUGAAGAUGUGGACCAACUGAAGGCACAAGUGAACGGAGACGCUCAACACACCGACGGCGAAAAUCAGGAAAAGAAGGUUGAGAGCGAUGCAGCCGAAAAUGAGAAGGAUUCCAGCACAGAGAAAGCCCACAAAGAGGGUGGCGACGGUAGUGGUGGUGGUGGCGGCGGCGGUGAUACGAGCGUAGCCGCCGCUGCUGCCUCGUCCCCAGCAGCAGCCUCGGAGAAGGAAGGUGGCGAGAACGUUGAUCCAAACAAAACGCUAGAAAAUGGUAGCAAUGAUGAAUCGCUGCUGAACGACAGCAAACCGGCGGACGAGGCCAGCAAGAAGCCGAAGAAACCGAGAAAGAAGUGGUCCUUCCGCAGUUUGUCGUUCAACAAGAAGGACAAACAGAAACCGGCCAAAAAGGAGAAGGACGAGGAACGCGUGAACGGCGAGUGCGAGAAAGUUCCUGAAGAGCCCACCGAGGAUGCUGCCGCCGCCGCUGUCGCCGUGGGUCCGGAAGCUGCCGCAGCGCCCACCGCUGUUGCUGCUGGCAGCAGUGAAACGAAGCCCGAAUCAUCUGCCCCCGUAGAAGUGACCGCCACCGCCGCCGCUCCCGUCGAUACCACCAAAGUGGCGGAACCUGUGAUCGAGGCCGUUACCGUUGCUGCUCAGCAAAUCACCGCCGCCGCCGCCGCCGCUGGACCGCCGUCGGACGCUCCAGCUGCUCCUGCUGCUGCUGCUGCUGUUGUAGCGACAGCCCCGACCACCACCACAGCGGAGGAGACGCCCACCGUUGUCGAGAACGGCAAGCCGAAGGAGGAAUCGGCGGAACAGGCGGUUGUGGCCGCCACCCCGGAGGAGGCUCCGAAGGUCGAGGAGAAGGAACCGGAAGUUGCCGCUGUCGUCGUCGUCGAAGAGAAAGUCAUGGAGGAGGAUCCGGUCGUUGAGGUAAACACUGCUACUUCCACUCCUGCUGCCGCCCCGCAUGCGGUCGAGGUAGUGGACGUCGUCCAACAACCACCACCACCCCAAGCGGCAGCGGAAUGUGAAUCCGCUGCCGCCGUUGCGGCCACUUCUACUGUCCCUUCCACUCCUCCACCACCGGUCGUUAGCGAGUCCGAGCAGGCACAGGUGGUAGCGAUGGUCGAGGCAGGCCCCGAAAGUGGUGACAAUACCCCUCCACCCCCUCUGCCCUCCAUUCCCCCGCCCUCGCAGGUGAUGGUGUUCGUUGAGGCUUCGAUGUCGUCGCAGGUCGAGGAAGAUUCGCUGGGGGGUUCCGCUGCGGUGGUCCCAUCGCCGCAGCAGCAGGGUCAGAGUGCGGUGGCUGGGGGUGACAGUGAGGUCCAGCAGGAGGCGGCAGCGGUGGUGCCCGUUGAGGUACCGCCACCGCUGUCCGCUGGAGGGGAUCCCCCGAGUAGUUCCGUUGAGGUAGCGCAGGGCACUGACGUCGUCGGGGAGGUUGGUUCUUCGCCAUCAUCCGCUCUUCCCGAGGUCGUCAAGCAGGUAGAAGAGGCGGAGGUCGCCGUGCCGGUUCCGGAGCCGGUGGUCAAGGAGGAGCCGCCGAAGAUCGAGGAGAUCAAGGAGACCGUCACCAAGGCGGUUGGCGAAAUUCUGGAGCAAGCGGUAGACAAGAUUGAGAGCGCGGAAGUUCAGACAACGUUGCCGGCGGCUGCUGCUAUCGACGAGAUCAGUAACAAUAUAGACGAUCUGCCGCCGCCACCGCCACCGCCGGCCGUGGACGACGACGAACCGGUGCCUGAUUCCCUUCCGUCGCCGCUGCCCACCAUCGCUGCUGCUGUGCCGGCCGAACUACUGCACGGCGCUGGUGGCGCCGCCGACGAGCUGCGGCUGGACAACAGUGUGCUCUCGGUGGACAUCUCUUCACCGCUGCCACAGAACAGCCUCGAGUCGCUCCCGUCGCCGCCCACCCUGUCCCAGAGUGACGUUAGUCUGCCGCCGCCGCCCGAAUCUCCGACCAACGACAGUUGUACCGUCGUCGCCGCCGCCGCUGCCGUUCCACUUCCGCCACCAGCAGCAGCACCAUCAUCUGCGAGUGACGAGGCCACACUCUCCUCAGACACGAGCCCCACCAUAGCCACCAGCGCUUCCAUCCCGUCCUCCCUUCCGGCAGUAGUAGCAGAGCUAGAGACGCAAGAAGUAGUGGUCGGCCAACAGCAACAACAGGUGGUGGCGGUGGCGGCCACGACGAACGAAGACGGCAGCAGUAGUUUGCCGAAGGACGACGCCGUGAGCACAGUGCCGGCAGAUGUGGAGGAGGCCCCACAGCAGCAGCAGCAGCAGCAGCAACAGCAGCAGGAGCAGAAGUCGGUUGUAGAGGAGGAACCGCCGAAGUCGGUGGUGGUGCCCGCGGCGGCGCCGGCUGAAUUUGAGGAAACGGUCGCGCAAAAGCACAAUGGAACGGUUGAGAACGGAACCAGUAGCAACAACGGCACGACCGAGAAUGGUUCAACCGAAAACGGAACUACCGAGCACGGCCAGAAUGGAGUUCACGAAAAAGCCGCUACCGAAAGCCUCAAUGGAGACGCCGAGCAUAAAAAGGAGGACAAAAUUCCAGAAAAAGCGGCCCAACUCCAUCAGCAACAACCCGCCCCAGCACCAGAAGUAACGACUGAGUAAAAGCACGUUAGCUGGAAUAACCCGACAGCAUAUAUUGAUUAUUAAUUAAUUAUAAUUCGUAAUAAUAAUUAUAAUUAUAAACUGGAGAAGAAAAAAAAUAACAGCGGGGCGCGGCACGGCGCUCUUCACGCAAAACGAAUAAAAAGAAGAGGAAUUAGAUUAGAGAAAAGAAUACGUGAAAAAGAUUGAGGGCGAGUGGAGAAAGAUUUACGCAACAGCAGCAAACGAAUGCGAGAAAGCCAAGGCCUUCGUUUUUGAAAUGCACACACAACAAACAAACAUAGAAAUUUAGUUUGGCUCCCAGAACACACUACUAUUUGUCCACUGAUGUUUUUUUAACCACUCGAUUUAGUAGAAACCGCCCCAGCCACACGGCCAAAGGAUAUUGUUACUGUAACGAAAAGCAGCGAAAUUGAAACAAAAACGGGCUUGUAGGAGUGCUGUGUUGUGCUGUGUGUGGGAAGAAGCAAAUCUUCGCAUUGUAAAAUUUUCUUUAUACAGAAGAAGCAUUAAAAUUGUAGGGUUACACACAUAGUAGUGCUGGGCGUGUGUCUUUUUUAGGGGCUUAAGCGAGCCGGCGGCGGAGCAGCACUUUGGAGAGACGUGUUGUGAACGAAAGAAAGCCGCGCAUGCAAAGUGGCGCAAAUUUUGUUCUCAUAAUAAUUAAUCGCGCGGUGAAGAAGACCCCCUUUUUAGGACAGCCUUUGUCAGGAUAGAGAAAGUGAUUCUGCAAUAGGAGAAGGUAGACCUCUUAGAACGCUGUCCACAGCCACGAGAGAGAGAGAGAGAGAGAGAGCCGAUGGCACGUCGUUCGCGUGUAGCUUGAGGGCGGGAGAGCUUAGAUAUAGCGAGAGAAAGCAAUUUUCAUCGGUAUGUUGUGGCUGUGUGGUGGGGUCUUGUAGGGUAGAAACAACACCGGCCUUUUGUCUCCUCUACGCUAUACUUCCUUUCUUAUACUUUCUUUUAAUUAUUAUACGAAAACGAUAAUUAAAUAAACCAUUUCAAACAAACCGUACUCCUCCA